AUGCGUUUGAAUUCCAUGGCCAAUCCCCCACAACUUGAAGAUGAAAUGAACUCCCUGGUUGUCCAAUCAUUGGAUAAGAUGGGCUCCCUGCUCUUCGACGUCGCGCGCAAACCAAGGACCCAUAAUGCACCAGCGCAUACCGCGCGCCUCGUACAGAGAAUGGAGCCUCUAAGCGCCUUGGCGGUUAUUGCCAUUUUCCUUGCCGGCGUCCAGGCGCAGUCCAUAAGCUUCUCCCUGGCCCAGACGUCGACGAAGCUUGAGAUCACGACCAACGUCUUUGCGUUUGCUGGUUUGUUCCUCGAUGUUCUCGGUGGGAGCUGCGCGCUUGUUGGCUUCAUCCAAUUGCAACACACCCAGACUCUGCUGAAAGAACGCCAACUAGCUCUCAAUGGCCUGCGCGACACCUUAAGACUCGUCUCCCCGGAAGAACAACGCGACAACCCGCGCCAACUCGCCUUGCUUCACCACUUUCAUCUCCUCGACAAGAUCAUACUUGCUCCCAUCCACUACCCAAAACUCUGGAUGACUAUGGGCGGGCCCCUCCUCGACUCGGCGCGCAUAAUAGAGAGAAUUCUGAAGACUUUCGACGACUCGGUCCAGAUAUCCGCCGCCUAUUCGCUCGCAGACUAUCGUGUUGCGACUGAUGCUCUGAUGGCCUCGGCGGGGAGGACCAGCCUGGGGCUCGCUGCAAGCGCCGCAGUCCCGGCCAUUGUUAUCGCUGGCUUGUUCUGCUUCACAUGUGGCGCGCUGUGUCUCGCGAUUGCCAGCCAGCCAGCGGCGGUUUGGGGGACAUGCGUCGCUGUCCUAGCGAUCACUUUUGUUCUUCUUGGGGUCGUCUUUGUGGCGAAGCACAGCGGAAUAUUGCUCCGCGGUUCACGAAAAGAGUCGUAUUGA
Molecule: messenger RNA, 894 nt
Organism: Mycena indigotica
Lineage: Eukaryota; Fungi; Basidiomycota; Agaricomycetes; Agaricales; Mycenaceae
Exons: 2
Coding region: 1-894 (297 amino acids)
Source: RefSeq, a predicted model, not a curated record